CCGAAUCCGUCGAUGGCGGAACGCGGGGAAGGGGGAACUGGCGGACGCGGACAAACGGAUUGUUUCUCGCGACUCGCGACGCGGAGCGGACUGCGGAGGGAUGCGGUCAACGCGGACAGCGGACGAACUGUCACCGCGUCUUGUCCCCGGGGGAAGGAAUUAGAGACAUCGGAGAAAACGACGACAGGCAGAGAACCAUGGAGGAGGGAAGUUACAAACGUCGCUCUUGCCAUCUCGCCAGCGUAUUUCCGGGCAUCAACCUCGACGACGACGUCGUCGACCUGCCGACGGACACCCCGUUCAUCACCAGGCUGGACGUCUUCUGCUUGGUCUGUUCUAUAACCAUGCACAUCGUGGACAUGUGUUUCGAUUACAACAUUGCCAUCCGAUACUACCUGGGCGGCAAGGUGACGUACUUCGCUUGGACAAUGUGCCUCAUACUCAUUCCCUCCCUGAUCAACGUCGUCAUCAGCAUGAGGAUGCAGCAUCAGGAUAAAGAGAUGAGCUCUGGCGUGGACGCGUCGAGUGAUUACAAGACGACGCGUUUGCUGAUCAAGAACGGGCUGUAUUCCACGAUCGCCGUUCUCCUGCAACUGGCGCCGGUUAUACAUUACUGGGAGACCUUGAAGUGUGCGCUAAAAGCACGUAAGUGCGAGAAAUCUGGGGACCGCGUCGGCCAGAGGAGAUAUUAUCGGAGGAUGCUCAAGGAGGAUGAAGAUGUCGCCUUGCUACGAGUAUUUGAGUGUUUCCUGGAAGCCGCGCCGCAGCAAGUCCUUCAGCUAACUCUGAUGCUGACGCAUUACCAUAAUGAGAUUAAUCUUGAAUUUGCACAUCAAGUAGGUAGUAUUGUCAGCUCACUUGCAAGUAUGGGUUGGGCAAUGGCCAGCUACCAUCGUAGCAUUCGAUUAGCUCAACAAAAUAAGUCGCAUAUUGACCUUAUGGGAACUGUGUUACAAUUUCUGUGGCACUUUUGCAUCACAGUGGCAAGAAUCUUAUCUCUCGGUGUUGUUGCAAGCAUCUGGCCUCUCUAUACCGCAAUCUGUUGCCUAAUACAUUGGAUAUCCAUGACAAUAUGGAUUUUGAUCGACUCCCGUGGGAUAUUAGAGUUCUGUCGGAUUUACAGUCACCCACCGCACAUGCUGCCAACGUUUAAAGAAUAUGUUUAUUCUGUACUGUUUGCCACAGUUAUUGGGAUAGUUCACAUUUUCAUAUAUCUAAAUGCCGUAGAUAGCAACACAUUUUGGAAACAUCUAUGUUUCUACGUGCUCUGCUUUGCGGAAAAUGUUACCGCAAAUCUGUUGUGGCGAUAUACGUCUCCACCUGAAGUUCAAGAGGCUUGGUACUUUAAUGUAUUCUUUAGUAUUUGUAUCGUCUCCUUUUUUAUAGGAAUUACGGCAAUGAUAGUGUAUUACACCACAUUCCACCCCUCAAAAAAGCAACAAGCUUCAAAUUCAAUUCAAGUCAAUCGAGUCAUGUGAUUGUGGAUAUCUAUUUCUUAUUUAAAGAUUAAAAUACUCGAUCCUCCCUAUAUUACAGUUUAUAAGGCAUUUUUUGAUACAUUAUCUUGAAAGAAGUCGAAGAGAAUCUCAAUAUUAAAAUUUUUUUAGUAUAUAUAUAUAUAUAUCUAUAUAGCUCAAGUUCUCUUACUAAAGACUUUGUAUACGACAUAUAUAUCUAUUCAACUCUCUUUCUGCGUACUGCAAUUUAUAAAAAUUUAGCAAAAUGAAGUAAUUCAUAUGUUGUACAUAUGAAUAUGGUUUUCUAUAAUUCUACAAGAUUUUUCCCCAGACUGUUAGUCAUUCAUAAUAUAAGCAAGACCAUAUUUUGAUUACAUUUGUAACAUAGUUUCAAAAUAUCUCAUAGACUGCGCAGAUGUAGACAUAUACCUAUGACUGUCGUGAUUAAUAGAAGCCAACUAGAUAUUACUUUUUAUAUUGCAACUUUGAUAAAAAUCGUUUUUUACUCUUAAUAAUAUCUCUCAGGGAUAUGUAUGAGUAUAUAUAAACUGCUAAAAUAUUAUAUACAAUUUUCAAUGUAUAUAAGAUGAGAGAGAUUAGAUAUAAGUUAUGUGAUAUUAAUGUAUAUUAAAGACUGUACGUACUUUUACAACGAAAGAAUAAAUU
Messenger RNA from Temnothorax curvispinosus, 2123 nucleotides. RefSeq names its product XK-related protein 6-like. Gene Ontology annotation, cellular component: plasma membrane. The transcript is spliced from 4 exons. Bases 198 to 1478 code for a protein of 426 amino acids. The record is from RefSeq and is a predicted model, not a curated record. NCBI's taxonomy places the organism in Eukaryota, Metazoa, Arthropoda, Insecta, Hymenoptera, Formicidae. Gene Ontology annotation, biological process: engulfment of apoptotic cell; apoptotic process involved in development; phosphatidylserine exposure on apoptotic cell surface.